AGUUGACAGACAUUGAUCACGUGUGUUGGUUUUUGUCCUGUAGCGGUAAGGGCCAGCAGUCAGGUGUUUCCAGCUAUGGCACAUGCAUGCACUGCUGCUCUCGGGGAGAGAAUGACCGCAGCUUGUGUACCCACUGCAGGUCUGACAGGUGGAGAACAGGUCGYCACCGGYGAUAAGCUGCAUGCCGGCAGUUGCUUYGUUGGAAGCGUUCCRAAGGCAGGUGGCAUCGYUUUGCWCUCGAGCUCUAGCAGCCUGUUUGGCACAGUGAGGUGUGCCGUCCCGGGAGCGACGAGCGAGAAGGUGGCGGUGUCGCACAAGGCGCAGGCCCAUUGCACCCGGGCGACAGGCGGACCAAACAAGGGCGUGAUGGCGAUGGCGAACRCUGSCASAGUUUCUUCGCCGAGCAGCUUCUCAGAGGAAAACGACGAGGAGCGGGUGUUCAACUUUGCAGCCGGUCCCGCCACCCUCCCUCUCAAUGUGCUAAAAAAAGCACAGGCAGAGCUUGUCAAUUGGCGGGGCUCCGGCAUGAGUGUCAUGGAGAUGAGUCAUCGCGGCAAAGACUUCAUGGCUAUCAUUCAGAAGGCGGAGGCCGACCUGCGCGCGCUGAUGGGUAUCCCCGACGACUAUUAUGUGAUGUUUCUCCAGGGAGGGGCAACACAGCAGUUCUCCGCAAUUCCCCUGAAUCUCUGCGCUCCGGACGAUGUCGUCGACCAUGUGAUCACAGGCUCAUGGAGCUCGAAGGCGUACGAGGAGUCGCAGAAGUACUGCAAGGCGAACGUGGCGGUGAACGCGAAACCGACUAAGUACACUGUCAUUCCAGCACGUGGCGAGUGGCAACUCACUCCCGGCGCUCGGUAUGUGCAUGUGUGCGCCAAUGAGACCAUCCAUGGCGUCGAGUUCAAGGAAUUCCCAGAUGUUGGCGAUGCCAUACUGGUUGCAGACAUGUCGUCGAACUUCUGCUCCAAACCUGUCGACGUGUCGCGCUUUGGCGUCAUUUACGCGGGGGCGCAGAAGAACGUUGGCCCCUCGGGAGUCACCAUCGUCAUCGUCAGGAAGGACCUCGUUGGGCACGCGCAGCCACAAACUCCUAUCAUGCUCGACUGGAAGACGCAGGCAGACAAUGACUCUCUGUAUAACACGCCGCCGUGCUAUGCGAUCUAUAUGUGUGGGCUUGUGUUCGACGACCUGCUGGCGCAAGGAGGGCUGGAGGUCGUCGAGCAAAAGAACAAGGAAAAGGCCAGCCUGCUUUAUGAUGCGAUCGACAACAGCGGCGGAUUCUAUAGAUGCCCAGUUGAAAGCAGUGUGCGCUCGCUGAUGAAUGUUCCCUUCACAUUGGCAGUGCCAGAGCUCGAGGCACAGUUCCUGAAGGAGGCAACUGCUCAGGGACUGGUUCAGCUGAAGGGACACCGCUCAGUGGGUGGUGUGCGGGCGUCCAUCUACAAUGCCAUGCCAAAGGCUGGUGUUGAGAAGCUUGUUGACCUUAUGAAGUCCUUCCAAGCAAAGCACUCGUCGUAAUUUUGCAGAUCAUCAUGUGUGUGUGUGUGUGUGUGUGUGUGUGUGUGUGUGUGUGUGUGUGUGUG
Chara braunii is the source of this 1580-nucleotide messenger RNA. NCBI's taxonomy places the organism in Eukaryota, Viridiplantae, Streptophyta, Charophyceae, Charales, Characeae. The record is from the annotation of a GenBank genome assembly.